AUGCCUAGAUCAAAACGUAGUAAGUUAGUUACUUUAUCACAAACCGACAAGAAAGGAAAAGAAAAUAAAGAAAGGAUAUUUGAUGAUGUCAGGGAAGCAUUAGAUGAAUACAAAUAUGUCUUUGUUUUAAAAUUAGAUGAUGUUAGAACUCCAGUCUUACAAGAAUUAAGAAGUGAUUGGAAAGGUUCAAAAUUAAUUUUAGGUAAAAGAAGAGUACUCGAAAAAGCUUUAGGAGACAAACCAGAAGAAGAAUAUAAAGAUAACUUGCACAAAUUAACUAAAUUAACUGAAGGUGUCGUUGGAUUAUUGUUUACUAAUGAAGAAAUUGUCACCGUUGAAGAAUAUUUCAACAAUUACAGUAAAUUAGAUUAUUCAAGAACAAAAUCAAAAUCACCAAUUGAAUUUACUAUACCUGAAGGUAUUGUCUAUUCACGUGGUGGACAAAUUGCCAUCGAAGAUGAUGUUCCAAUGUCCCAUUCUUUAGAAGAAACUUUAAGAAAUAAAUUUAAAAUUCCAACCAAAAUUAAAAACGGUAAGAUUUUCUUGAAUGAACCAUACAAAGUUUGUGAAGAAGGAGAGGUUUUAGAUGUUAGAAAAGCUUUAAUCUUGAAACAGUUUGGUAUUGCUGCAAGUGAAUUUAAAGUCAAAUUAUUAGGUUAUUAUAAUGGUGAAGAUGUAGAAAAAUACUAA
Messenger RNA from Yamadazyma jaroonii, 690 nucleotides. NCBI's taxonomy places the organism in Eukaryota, Fungi, Ascomycota, Pichiomycetes, Serinales, Debaryomycetaceae. The record is from the annotation of a GenBank genome assembly.